Molecule: messenger RNA, 2892 nt
Organism: Penicillium waksmanii
Lineage: Eukaryota; Fungi; Ascomycota; Eurotiomycetes; Eurotiales; Aspergillaceae
Product: DUF3723 domain-containing protein
Exons: 3
Coding region: 1-2892 (963 amino acids)
Source: RefSeq, a predicted model, not a curated record
AUGACUCGACACGUCUUUACCGAGCAAGAGGUGCGGCUGGCAGCAGAACGACGAAUUAAAUACAUUGGUGCAGCUAAAGUCAGCAUCCGCCAGAUUCAAUUCGAACCUCCCUUACCACGGGACUUGGACCCUAAAAAUCUGGACCGGCUACGAAACAUUUUCCGUAAGAAUCGCUGUCGCCGCCUAGAUGUCCAAAACCAUGUUCCCGCGACCGUGUCUCGACAUAACCUCGCGGAGGCAUUGGAGAAGGCGAAUGUUCCACAGGAAUCCUUGCUGACAACUGAAGGUCAACAUAUUCCUCGGCUGGAAUUUAUGGCGGGGCAACUUCGGGGUCUCCAUGGCCGUCAUCGUGUACAAGCUGGUGUUGAGGUACUUCCCCCGGCGGAUCGCUGGUGGACGGUUGAUCUCUACAUAGACGACAUCGGCCAAGAAUUGAGAGCCGCAUUGGUGGAUGAAUAUUCCAAUCAAAAGAAGCCGACCGACGGGGAAGUCUAUCGCAAGAUCAGACAGUAUGAAGGCGAGGGUAACGAAGCUUUCCGAGAGCGAUGGUUCGUGAGACUGUCGCCCAGCAAUCAAGAGCGCUUGGAUCAACUUGACAAUAAAAAGAACCGUCGUCUCCGGCAUGCAUUUGACCGAUUGUUGGCGAUUCCCGGGCUUUGGCCGGGCGGGAUGAGAAUCAGCCUACUUCAUCGAUUGAUCGCUUCGGGCUGCAUUGAGGAGAUAGGAACCUAUUUUGGACACAUCUUGGCUUUCUGGUCUUCUCUGGUCGGAUCGGAUCGGCGUCUGAUGAAGAAAAUCGAUCAGGAUACGGUUCACACCCUGCAGUUACUGGCACCAGGUAAAUCACGCACUGAUGAAAGGAAGGCAUGCGGGCUGGUUCUCAGUGGACAUGUGUUUGCCGAAUUCAGUGCUAAUGAGCGAAAUGCUAUAUGGGCUAAAAUGAAAGAUUUUAAUGGUCUCAUCCCGUCCUUGUACACUUUCUUUGAGGAUUUCAAGUAUCUAGAGAGUUGCGCUCACUGUCUGAAGCGGCUCUUGGGUCCAUCACCCCGAUCUGUGAGGGAAGCCAUGAGCUCGAUCUUUGAUCUAGACUCGGAGUCUGAGGAUGAUCACCGAGAGAAAAGGGAGUGUAUCAUUCAGACGUCGGAGUCUACCUUUCGACGCCUUCAUGUGACCGAGACAGAAUGCCUCGAGACAGGAUACCAACAAUUAUGGCUGUAUGCUAUGCGACAUUAUCCUUUGAUGCCCCCGGACCCCAAGAACUCUGAUGAUCUGUUGGCCAACCCCACUCGCGCCAAGCCGGACCCGCGCGCGAUCUACGACAUGGCCCAUCUUGCUCAUCAGCUCGGGUUUAGGUCCCCAGAAAUUGAUGGGCUGCUGAAUAGUUCUCCGGAUCACCAAAUUGCACGAUCUGCCCUUCUCAAGGCCCGAAAGCCAGGCCAGUUUAGAUACGAUGACCGGCACUUUGAUAUUCUGGUGCGCCGGAUUGUAGAUUGUUUUAUUGAAGCUGUGCCCGAUCAGCCCGGUCCCCCGCGAGAUCUUUUGGCAGACAGCACCGUCAAGGCGCACGCUCGCUCUGGGGCUCCGCAGACCCGCACCCAUGUGCAAGAUGCCCCUUUGUUGUUCUUAGAUCGAUUGCAUGCUGAUGUCGAUGUCGCCGACACAAUCACUAGCUUUUUUGUUCGGCGUUGUGUCUUUUUCGCUUUUUUGGGGAAGUCGCCAAGGGUUGAUCCCAUCAAUAACAGAAGAUGCGGCGAUUUGAAUGCAGACCAAGGGAUAGAAGAGGAGGUGGAAUCGCCGUUGUUUGUUGAAAAGGACCGUGUUCCGGGCUUGAAUACGUCUGCACGGUACAAGGGCGCGUCAAGCAGGUCAUCUCUUCUCGGAAGGAGCAACACUUCAACACGCCAGCUACUCUCUCGUGAGAUCGGCAAUUCAGAAACUACACCUGAGCCUAUGGAAUUAGAUCUUCUGGAGCCAGCUCAAGAUCAGGAAAUCUUUGAUCAGAGAAGUCCAUCGGAUGGAGAUCACUCUACUCCCAGAGGGUCACUGAGCGAAUCAGUGCUGGAAAUAAUCCCUUCUCGCUACUCGCCUGGGACUAAUCCAGAGCUUGGAGAUGCUAGAAGUGAAUGCACCCAGAUCUCGUUGGAAACCGUCUCACUCGAAUGGAGUCAGGGCGAGCGAGCAACAGGAGAGGAACCCAGUCCAGACACUGGAUCUGCGCUCGGAAUUGCUGAUCCUGCAGCACAGCGACGACGUUCCUCAGAAACGGUAAUAUUGUCAGAAGAGAUCCGGGCCUCUAGGUCUGAAGAAUUAGAAACUUUUCUCGAUGGCCUGAGGAGGGCCCAAGUGGAGCAAGAGGAGUUGGAAAAAAGGAUGGAGAGCGACCGGCUCAAUGAAGAGCUCAAUAUGCUCUAUCAUAAUCAAGCUUCACCCAGAGACUUGCUUCAAUCAGGUCACACUCAGAAUUUGUUACUGCCAAUCUCUGCUGAUCAGCAAGCGGAAGCAACAAACAGAGAGGCCGAGCACAUCCGAACAAGAAAUGCCGACCCCAAUUGCCAAGCAUCUACACAACGGCUUAUAGAUAUCAAGUUCUGGUCACUCGAACGAGGUCAGUGGAAUCAAUCAGACUGUCUCCUCGUAGACCCAUCCAACCCCUCACCUAUAGAGCGGCUCGCACGAAAGUACUCAUGCAAAGGAUAUACACUCUACGAUGUGAACCUCAAGAGCCUUCGUCCAGCCCAUUGUUACCGCGCAGCAACAGCGGAUGAUACCAAUGCGAUCUUCUUGAUUUCCGCCCACGAAGAGAAAUCCAUUGCGGCUACAGAAGGAAUAGGGAAGGAGGAGAAACUGAUUUCAAUGGCCGCUCGCGUUGUGGGACGUGCAGGAGAGCGAUGA